Molecule: messenger RNA, 1923 nt
Organism: Ictalurus punctatus (channel catfish)
Lineage: Eukaryota; Metazoa; Chordata; Actinopteri; Siluriformes; Ictaluridae
Gene: cremb
Product: cAMP responsive element modulator b
Exons: 8
Coding region: 275-1051 (258 amino acids)
Biological process (GO): regulation of transcription by RNA polymerase II
Cellular component (GO): transcription regulator complex; nucleus
Molecular function (GO): DNA-binding transcription factor activity, RNA polymerase II-specific; RNA polymerase II cis-regulatory region sequence-specific DNA binding
Source: RefSeq, a predicted model, not a curated record
CGUUAAAUUACUCCACAUAUGCGACCGUUGAAGAGCACGCGCUCUUUUAAUAUUCAUUUGAAAAUAAAACACCUAGAAGCCGUGAGAGCAAUUUAACAACCACCUCACAUGACCAGUUUUACUAAUCAUUUCCGUUUUUGGAACCAUUUACGGUAUCACACCUAUGGGCAAAUCGCCUGUGUGUCAAUACGGACUUCAGGGUGAAACUUUUCCACGGGCGUCCUCUGGUUUUCUUGUUGUCCAGAAAAGCUGAAAAGAUUUGUGCCAAAUUGUCAUGGAAGUUAGACAACACUCGCAGACUCGUCCUCUGAAGAGUCAAAAUACCUUCAUGGAUAUAAAAAGUUCUCCUCUACAAGUUAAUAUGGAAAGUCAGUCUACUAUGACUCAAGAUUCUGCACUUCAUCAGCAAGCACUGGGGAACUCCACAAAUGGGAAAUAUGGAGAAGAUAUCUUUGAUCCAAGUAGCUCCUACAGGAAUAAUCUGAAUGAGCUUGGUUCGAUUGCACCUAUGGCCAUGAUGGUUGCAGAAACGUUGACAAAUGAACAAGCUGCUCCCCCUAGUGUACACGCACCCACCUACUACAACACCAACAGAGGCCAGAUUUAUGACAUCAAGUCUGAGGCAGCAGAUUGGCAGAUUGACAGCAGCGAUCCGGGCUAUCAGAGUUUCACCAUAUCCACUUCAGAUGCCCCACAGCCAUGCCCUGCCUUUGUCCAGUGUCUUCAAUAUUAUGCCCCUGCCAACACAAUGGUAGCUGAAGCUGGUACUGGAGACGUGUCAGCAUAUCAGAUCUGUUCUCCCACCUCCAGCCUGCCACAGGGUGUAGCGAUGGCGAGCUCAACCAGCCCUCUGCACAGCUCUCAGCAACUUGGUGAGGAGGCCUCACGCAAGAGGGAGCUCCGCCUGAUGAAGAACAGUGGCUCUAGAAGUCAAGUUGGAUGUGAUCAUGCUCAGGGUCUUUGUUAUCGCUUCCAGGGAAGCUGCACGGGAAUGUCGCCGGAAGAAGAAAGAGUAUGUCAAAUGUCUCGAGAAUCGUGUUGCCGUGCUUGAAAAUCAAAACAAGACACUCAUCGAAGAACUCAAGGCAUUAAAAGACUUGUACUGUCGCAAGACUGAAUAAAAAAAAAAUGUUGGUGGUCACACAUGAGAGACUGCUCUUUACGGAUUACUGAAUGCAUCUAAGCAAAAGCACUUUUCACUCUCUGUAUAGUCACUGCUCGCAAAUGCAGAAAAAAGGCUACAGAUGCAUUGUUUAUGUAGUUUUAUAUCUUGACGACUGUAAAGAUUGUAUGUGUGUAUGUCAGGUAGAGCUGAUUUGCUGCACUGAACCAGUGAAUGUGGUAUUUUGCCUUUGUGGCUUGUGCUUUUUGCAGGCAGGCGGCUAAAGAGUCUCGCCGCAGAAAAAGGGAGUAUGUAAACUGCCUAGAGGACCAUAUCUCCAUGCUGGAGCAGCAGAACAAGAUGCUCAUGGAAGAGCUAAAGUAUCUGAAGGAAAGCUGUGCUAAGAAGUCAAGAUAGGUCUUAACAGUUACUGCCUCAUUGCUUUGCCUCUGCUUCUUUUUUUAAUUAUUUUUAUUCAGUUGUACUGCAUGUUUAAUCUUCUGCUUCAGUUUGUUUUUAUAUCUAUGGGGCGAAAGAAAUUUACCAGCACAAAAGACAACAACAACAAAAACAGGCUAUCCUGGGUUUUAACAAAAGAAGUUAUCUUUUGUUUUAUUAAUGUUUAAAUUUGAAAUGCUUACAAUAUAUAAGGAUAGACUAUAUAUUAAAGAAGCUGUUGUAUGUGUAUAUUUGAUUUUACAAACCUUACAUAUUGAGGUAUUUGAAUUGAACGUCUACAGUGAACUAAAUACUGAAGUGAUUUUGGAUCUUUAUCUAUGUAGUGAAUUUUAAUCUUGAAUAAAUAUAUUUUUGACACUUAA